AGUGAAAAUUUCAUCACCGUCGUUGACAGUUCAGCCAAAAUUCUCUAGCUCCACAAAAUUCGCCCAGCCAAAUCUCAAAAUUAUCUAAACUACAUUUUUUGUUCACUUUUGAUCAUUAAAAGUCAUCGCUUAACGUUCAUCGGCCAUUCGAGUGGAAAUUUGUGAGCUCGAGCAGGAAUAUUCAAGUGAAUUUUUAGCUCUUUUCGAUUAAAAUAGCGACCGGAUAGCCUGAGAUUCGUCGUAGUAACGAAGCGAACCCCUGCGAAAACGGAGGCCAACUGCUCGACUUAAUUGUCGACCACUGUCAAUAUUAGCGCCAUCGCAACUGCUGGGUGUGGGCGAAUCUGCGCCCCGCCACCGGAGCCAAAAAGCAGCACCCUGAAUUUCUCGUCGUUCAAAUCGAGCUUCACUUCCAAUGUUAAUUUCCUGAAGAGAAGAUUCAGCUCGGGAGACUUGUCUUCCGAGGUAGACGAUGUCGAUCCGAAUAGCCUGCCGCCGGCGGCGCGGCCCAUCCAAGAUCAGCCGACGAAGCCGCCGGUUGCCGGCGGACCGCCGAAUAUGCCGCCACCGCCGGCUCCCGGCCAACCGGCCGGAGCUGCUCCGGAGCUGUCGUUGAGCUUUGGCGCCGGCAAAACCCCGGCGACGGCCGCACCUGCUCCACCACGUGGUGUCAGUGCGCCGACCAGUCCGGCCAAGUCGCGCGAAAGCCUGCUGCAGCGGGUGCAGAGCUUGACCGGCGCUGCCCGGGAUCAGGGAGCCUCCAUUUUGGGAGCUGCGGUUCAGAGCGCCACACAACGGGCACCGGCAUUCAGCAAGGACAAGUACUUCACGCUGCUGGUUUUGGAUGACCAGAACACGGACUGGUCCAAAUACUUCCGGGGCAGGCGCUUGCACGGCGACUUCGACAUCCGAGUGGAGCAGGCCGAGUUUAGGGACAUUACGGUGGUCUCCAGCGCGGACACCGGACCAGUUGUCACCAUGGCCGCCUAUCGCAGUGGCACUCGGGUGGCACGUUCCUUCCGCCCGGACUUUGUGCUCAUUCGUCAGCCGCCGCGCGACGGAUCCAGUGACUAUCGUUCCACGAUCUUGGGUUUAAAGUACGGCGGAGUGCCCAGCAUUAAUUCGCUGCACUCUAUCUAUCAGUUCCAGGACAAGCCCUGGGUAUUUUCGCACCUGCUGCAAUUGCAGCGACGCCUCGGACGCGACGGCUUUCCACUGAUCGAACAGACCUUCUUCCCCAAUCCACGCGAUUUGUUCCAAUUCACCAAGUUCCCAAGCGUGCUGAAGGCUGGACAUUGCCAUGGCGGAGUGGCCACCGCUCGCCUGGAGAACCAGAGCGCCCUGCAAGAUGCCGCCGGAUUGGUGAGCGGUGCUGGUAACGAUUCCCAUUGUUACUGCACCAUCGAGCCCUAUAUCGAUGCCAAGUUCAGCGUGCACAUCCAGAAGAUUGGCAACAACUACAAGGCGUUUAUGCGCAAAUCCAUCACCGGCAAUUGGAAGACCAAUCAGGGAUCCGCCAUGCUGGAGCAAAUCACUUUAACCGAGAAGUACAAAAGCUGGGUGGAUGAGAUAUCCGAGCUCUUUGGCGGCAUGGAAGUAUGUGGUCUCUCCGUGGUGGUGGCCAAAGAUGGACGAGAGUAUAUCAUAAGCGCCUGCGACAGCACAUUCGCCCUCAUCGGAGACACCCAGGAAGAGGAUCGCAGGCAGAUCGCGGAUCUGGUGUCCGGACGGAUGCAGAACGUCUGCCGUCCCAGCAUGGCGCAGACGGGUCCGGGCAAGUUGCCCUCCCGCUCCUCGGUCUCUUCCCGAGCAGAGAGUCCCACGGACGAGGGCGUGGCUCCAACACCACCACUCCCAGCUGGACCAAGACCCGCGCCCAUGGGUGGACCACCACCGAUACCGGAGCGUACCUCACCCGCCGUGGGUUCCAUUGGGCGGCUGAGCAGUCGCAGCAGCAUUUCGGAGGUGCCGGAGGAACCCUCCUCGUCGGGACCCAGCACAGUGGGUGGGGUGCGUCGUGAUUCGCAGACUUCCCAGUCGUCGACCAUUUCUUCGUCGGUGUCGCGAGCGGGCCAGAGGCCACCGCAGACUCAGAACUCCGUGGUGGAGGAUGCCGAGGACACCAUGAAGAACCUGAGGAAGACCUUUGCGGGGAUCUUUGGUGACAUGUAGGAAAUCGCUAAUAAGAAGCGCGGCAGAACGGCCAGCGAGACGAGCAGCGGCAGCGGGCCAGGAAGUGUGCCUAGCAGCGCGGGUCCGGGGAGCGGAUUCAGUAGCUCCUUCCUCGGCAAGCAGUUCUCGUUCGCCGGCAAGGGGGAGGGCGUGAUCUCCACGCAGCCCACACAGCGUCCCAGCGAGGAGCCCCCAGCCAUUCCGACGACGGCCAGCUCAGCCGUCCGGCCGGAGAGCAGCGUUUCAGUUAGCGAUUCAAGAAAUACGGAUACACUUACGGAAAGAGCGGGUGCCGGCUACCAGCCGGUCACCAAUUACGAGCAACAGGAGAGGGUCAAUCCCUUUGAUAAGGAGCCCAGCAAGUCGGGCAGCGCGGCCAGCAUACACACCUCGUCGUCCUCAUCGAUUUCAUCGUCAUCCAUCUCGUCGCGCAUCAAUCGCAAUGGCAAUGCCAUCCAAUCCCCGCCCCCACCGGCGGGUCCACCACCACCGCCGCCCACCAAUGUCACGGCGGUGGGCAGCAAUGCCAAUAGCUCCAGUGGCUACAGGAACAGCUUUAGCAGCUCCCUUAGCAAGGACAAGACGAGCUAUGGCAAUUAUGGCAGCACCACUUCGGUGGAGACCAUCACACGAAUGGAUACGAACACCACAAACAUAGGAGCCACUGCAACGGAAGCUGGAGAAGCUAGUGGUGUAACGGCCAUAACCAAUAUCAGCAAUAGUGACGGAAUAGUGGCUCCAACCACGGGAACCAUCACCACCUCGGUGACCACCAACGACUGGAGAUCGGCCAUUGGUAUGCGAUCGGCCAGUGUGUAUAGUGCACCCGCUGCAGUAACCACUGUGUUGCCAGGAGACACAUCCGGCUACGAUUCCAACUCGAUUGCCUCGCAGGGCGAGGGUCUGAACAAUCCAAGCGAUCUGCCCUCGUACACCAGACCAUCGUACUCACGAUCAGAGAGCAAUGCCUCCAAGCACUCGGAUCUGGAUGUAAUUUUCGGAGACAGCAAGACCACCCCGGCAUCCUAUGGAAAUGGCAAAUACACCCGGGCCGCAGGAUCUAUUUCGGAUGCCGAUAUGAUUUUCGGAGGGCCACCAUCGAACUACAAAACCGAUCGCUUCGGGGCCUCCAAAAGCAUGAGCAUGACCUCCGGCGGAGUGGGUUCCGGAAAUGGAUCCGGAUCCGGAUUGGGGGGAUAUAAGAUCUAUGAUAGCAUUCAGAAUGCGGCAUUCAGCGACUUCAGUGACUCGGGCAGUAUGAGCAGCAUUGGAUCGCAUACCAAACGCUGGAGUGCCAGCAAGGAGGAGGAUGAUGAACUGGACUUAAAGUAAAUCCAAGGGAAAUUCAAAAGUAGAACUAUCAGAACUACAGAAAACAUUCACACACACACUAGAGCAACCAAACUAUUGAAUUCUAUCUACUUUCUGCCUCUGAAGUUUCCUGGUUUCAUGGGAAAAACACUAAGCAUAUACUCACUCACACAACACAUAACUAUUGGGUUACUAUCGUUUCCACUGUCAACUAUCAUGAUCGAAACACUUUCCAUCUUUCAUCUGCCAUAAAAGCAUCAAUGAAGAAAUUAGCAUAAUAUGCUAUUUAGACACUGUAGUACACUACUAAAACAUAAAUAUAACCACCAAUGCAACAACAAUAAUGCAAUGCCCAUAAGAUAUGUGCAAUGAAAUGUCGCCGAUUGACUUGACUGGUUUUGCAGUGCGAUAAGAACGAGGAACCUAUUUAAUUACCAUACUUAUAAACAUUUUGAAACAUUUUCCAAAGCAACAAAUUAUAUAUUAAAUAUAUUAUUGAGAAAAAUAUUGAAUUAUAUACCGACAUAUUAAACCAAUUGAGAGUUGACGACAUUAAAAGUAAUCGCAAGCAUAUAUUACGUGUUAACCUGCUAAUAAAUCAAUGGGAAAACUUUUAAAUAAAUCGAAUAUUAAUAAAUCUGUUAUAUACCAACAUGAGACACAUAUGAAAUCCUAAAAACUAUAAAAACUAAAAAAUAAAAGACAAUAUGCGCAACGUAUAACAAACAACCAAGCGUUUAAUACUAAUACAUACGCGAUCUAAUUAUAAUGGAUAAAUUAGUUAACGAACUACAUGUAUUCGGAAAUUACUAUGAGCAAAUGUUACAUAAAGAACACAAAGACACACGAGAGUGGAAGCAACUCACACACAAAGUAAAUGUUUAUUACCACAAAUAUUAUGAUUAUUAUUAUGAUGUAUUAGCAGUUAAUGUUUACAAACUCGAAAGGCCCGGAUCGAGGGCCUCGAAGAUAUGGAAAGAUAGAAAGUACCAAGCAGGACGACAAGCAAUGUUAAUCUAGUCUGAACCAACUGGACAACAAUAACAAACCAAAAAUAUAUUCGAAAAUGUAGCGAUCCCAUGCGAUCAACAUAAAUUUACACGGCUUAGUCGGUACACGAUCGAAGGUCGAGAAAUGAAGUGAAAUGAAAAUAGAGGCAAUGGUAUCGACGAAUAUUUAGAUAAUAUACACAACAAAAUAUAUAUAAAUGUUGCAAGCGACAACAACGAAGUCAUAUUAUGCGUUCAAGAUAUAAACAAUAGCUUCAAUUGUUUAGGACUUUGAUUUAGCGACAAAUGUUUAGUAUUUUGGUGUUUUUUGUUACGCACAUGUUUAAGCAUUAUUUAGAGCAAUAGACAAUUUUACAUAUGUUGAAUUUAAAAUAAUAGUUGAAGUCGUUUCAAUUGGGUUGUAUACUUCUCUCUUUUAUCAACUACAACUUAAUGCAUUAGAGAAUUCUAAAUAUCGUUAUAUGCUGAGGAAUAUAGCGCAAGUAUACUUGAGAACUUGUUAGUUUACCAACUCUCUUCGAUUUUAGUAGAAUCUGCAUUUGGAAAUGCUACCAAUAUUUUAAUCUAAACAAAUUUACAACUAUACAAGAAUAUUGAAUAACAAUUGUUUUUGGUUCAGGGCCAAAACCCGGUUAUUUCAUGCUAUAUCAUCCUACCAUUUAUAUACAAGUAAAUAUAUUAAAAUAUGUAUGUAAUCUUAAGUAAAUCUUUGGCUACAAGUACUUUUUCGUAAUCGUAUACAUCAUCAUUUUAAUCAAACUGGCACAUAUUCACGGAAUGUUUUAUAAACAUAUAUUUAUUACGACAAAUGUAGAACAGAAAGUACAUAAAUAAAUACGGGCAUCACUCGAGGAAUUCGAAAAUCAUAUAUCAUGGCACUAGACCCACAACUCACUCACCCCAUAACAAUAUCGUGCAUCAAAUGAUCAGAAAGUGCUGAAAUACAUAAAUUGAAACUCAAAGGAAAUACUCAAGGCAUAAGGCAUAUAAAACUUACACACGACUUCUAAUCUGUUGCAAAAUAUACCAAAUAAAUACUCGUAUUAUUGUGAAAGUAUAGCAAGAAAUAUGUACUUAUAUGUUGUCUGUAAUUUAUUCAACUCCCCCUUGAAGUCUCACUUCCCCAAAUUCAGAAAGUAUAAAGAGUCUGGGCUACACCCACUCAAAUUUACUGCAAAUCUCUCUAUAUAUAUAUAUAUAUAUAUAUGUACUACGAAUUAUUCCAAUGAACAGCGGCAACUGCAAUGGCUAAGAAAAACAAAAAGCAAAACCAAAGUAACAAUAAAUGAGUUGAUGAUUGAUACAAAAGU
Messenger RNA from Drosophila melanogaster (fruit fly), 5803 nucleotides. RefSeq names its product synapsin (gene Syn). Gene Ontology annotation, cellular component: synapse; synaptic vesicle. The record is from RefSeq and is marked reviewed. The transcript is spliced from 13 exons. Gene Ontology annotation, molecular function: ATP binding. Lineage: Eukaryota; Metazoa; Arthropoda; Insecta; Diptera; Drosophilidae. Gene Ontology annotation, biological process: neurotransmitter secretion.